GUCUUUAUGAAACCUUCAGUUCCACGAUACCUUCUGGACGUAAACAAUGACAGUCCUUUUUGUCCUCAUUCCCUGGAUCCUCCUCUCUUUGGAGACAGACCCUGGACAUGCAGUCUCCUCUGUUGAUCACUUCGUCUUAGAAGGAGGACAGAUUCAUCUUACUGUGGAGGGACACCAGCAGCUGCAGUUCAGAAGAUUUUCUUGGAAGUUCAAUUCAACAGUCAUACUGGAGUACACAAAUUUGACUAUGCAUGAGGAAUAUUUGUCAUACUAUAAACAAGCAAAGAUGAAAUUUAAUUCCACAGACCUUUCUCUGUUCAUUAAGAACGUGGAGGAGUCUGAAAUGGGCAUCUAUACUGCUGUCAUAGCUAAUGCUGAGGGGAAAGAAAUCGUGGAACACAAGUACAACCUACGUGUGCAAAAGGCUGUUCCCAAACCCACCCUAAAUCUGAAAGAAUUCCACCUGAACUUCACUGAAAGAUUCUGCAACGUGUCAGUGAACUGCUCAGUCGGAGGCAGCUGGGUCUCGUACAGCUGUGAUUGGUUCCAGUGCACAGAGUUAGAAAUGUCCACUUAUUUAGAAGUAAAUAUCACGGUUACCUCUCGCAAUGGAGCUGUUGUCUGUAUGGGCAGCAAUCGUGUCAGCAAUGCCUCCGAGUCAAAACCAGUGGAGCUUGCGUGUAAGGAUUUCCCUUCAAUAUUUUAUUGUAUUAUUUAAAAUAGU
This is a messenger RNA of Scleropages formosus (Asian bonytongue), 724 nucleotides long. RefSeq lists its product as uncharacterized. Lineage: Eukaryota; Metazoa; Chordata; Actinopteri; Osteoglossiformes; Osteoglossidae. Gene Ontology annotation, cellular component: membrane. The transcript has 3 exons. The record is from RefSeq and is a predicted model, not a curated record. The coding region runs from base 47 to 718 and encodes 223 amino acids.